AACAACGCCACUCGUAAGGAAAAACUCAACCGAACAGUAGACACUGUACCAGUCCUGAUUCGAACGCUUCACGUUUCUGUCAGUUGGCUAACGCUGCUUAUCAUUUUACUAUUUUGACUCAUUUAUAUCUACUUUUGUUAUUGUUUUUACUUGAAAUUUGAACGUAGCAUUAACUGUAAGGGUUUUUCGGUAGGACCCCCUUUUCAUUUUCACCGGCUUCGUCGUGAUCGACUUAAGCAACGUUUUCGACCGACGCGGUCCCUCGGCCGGGUUCUGCUUAAAGUGACUUUCAAUUUUACGUUAAGUAACUAUAGUGACAAAUGAUGUAUUCGGACAAAGUCGAAGUACUUAGGUUCGAAACAGAACCGUAUAGAAAACAUUUGGACCAUCACAACGGCAGCCCUAACAAGAAUGGAUUGCUAAACUACAACAACAAUAACAACAGCAUCAACCACCACGCUAAACAAUUCAUCUACCAAAACGGAUAUCACAAUCAUUCUGCUUCGCUAAUAGAUACAGAAACAAAAUCAACUAUCUUAACUAAUCAUCAAGUGCAGCCGCCAUCCGAUCCAGCCAUUGCAUCAGUACUUCAUCCUAGACAUAAUCCUCGGCCAGGUCGCAUACUAUUAGAAAACGUGAACAACCGGCCUCCAACCAUGGAUCGUGGUACACAAGCCAAUGAAGCUGCAAAUGUUGUAUUAGAUAACAAUGAUGCACCAUCUACUAGCAAUGAACCUACAAAUAAUGAACUGUAUCGAAAUGCUAAUAUUAGUGUUACUAAUCAGAAAUUAUUAACAAAUGGAGGUGAUAGCUCUUCAGUAGACAGUUUAAACAGUGCUGAUUCUGCAAAACGUGAAAGUGAAGAAUCAAUUAUAGAAUUAGCCGAGUUUAAUCAGCCUAUGAUUAGUAAAGAUAACAUUGAUGGGCAGCAAACCAUGGGAAAUGGUGAUGGAAAAUUCCCAGGUACCAAUAAUGGAAAACCUAUAAAUGGCGUUGUCAAGGAUUAUCCAGUUGAUGAUGAUACCGAUAAAACUAGUUGUGGUAUGGAGUGUUUGUACUUUGCUAUGCAAUGUUGUGAGUGUACUAUUAUGUGAUGAUGCAUUUGUUUCAUAUGAUUUUUCUUAGUUAUAAACAUUUAACUAUACUUUAACUAUUUUUCUAUUAAAAAUAUUGUGGAAUUAUUUAUAAAAUAUAAUGUUUUACAUUGUACACAUUUGUUUACUUAUAGUCAUGAUUGCCUUGUAAACUUAACUUAAAUAAGACUGCCGUGACUGUAGCCAAUCAUUAAUGAAAUUUAACUAUUACUGAACAAAUAUCUUAUUUUUUGUUUUUAUUAGUAAAUACAAAUAGUAAUUAAUAUUCAAUUUUUUCAAUUUUGAACAUUAAAAAUACAUUUCUUUGUUCUUUUUUUUACAAACAUUAUUACAUUACAAAAGUUAAUAAUAAUGUUCAUUUUUUCAAAAUUUAUUUCAUAAAUUUUUAGUGUUAACUUAUUAUUUUUAUCGUGAUUAUUGAUUAUUGACAAGCAAAGUUUAAAAUAUUGAUUAAAAAUUCAAAGUAUGUGCCAUUAUGUAACAAAGUAUUGAAAAAGGCAACUUAUAAUUAAUGUAUUCAAAGAACCAUUUUAGUUACAUUUAUUUUUUUAUUAAUGACACGUGUCAAUAAUUAUUAAGUUUUAUUGUAACAAAAUGAAUUAAUAUUUUAUGUUACUUGGUAUGAUAAUUGCAUUUAAAUUUUUGUCCACCAAUGAUAAAAUUAUCAUUGAGUUGCAAAUAAAUUGUCAAUUAAUGUGAUACUGUAUUGUACUAUCCCAAUCAGUUUAGUUAGAGUAUACUGUGUACAUAAAUAAGUUAAUCUUUUUUUUGUGAAGAAUAUUUAAUUUAAUAUACUUCAUGUUGUGUAUAUUUAAGAGUUUAUUUUAUUAAGUAUGUAGCGUAGUAGUAAUUUAUAAUUUCAUAUUUAAAGGUUUUUUUUUUACGAAUCUCUAUUUUGAUUUUUUAUUUUCUAUUGUAAUACAAGGUUAUAUUGUAAACCUUAUCAAACUUACCUAUUUACUUAAGAAAAUAAAAAUAAACGUGUAAAAAUUUUA
Molecule: messenger RNA, 2089 nt
Organism: Daktulosphaira vitifoliae (grape phylloxera)
Lineage: Eukaryota; Metazoa; Arthropoda; Insecta; Hemiptera; Phylloxeridae
Exons: 3
Coding region: 321-1094 (257 amino acids)
Source: RefSeq, a predicted model, not a curated record